CUGAGAUUGGCCGGCUAUCAGUUUCCUUCUCACCUUCCCGUUGAUUAAAGAAAAAAUAUGUUUGAUACCCACUAGUUCUAGUCUGAACAACCAUCUAUUGACAGUAAUCUUUCACAUAAUUCUUAACUGAUGCUUGCACUGACUGGAUUACCUACCUACCUACUUACCAUUCAAACGAGAGAAAGAAAGAAAAACCAAACGUGUGCUCAAAGAAACCAUCAUAGUGUGUCGGUGCACGAUGGACGCCCUUCCGACUCGGUUGGACAAGCUAGAAGAGCAUCUUGAUGAGCUUUCUAGCAACCCUGAGACACCCAUCGACGCAGCUCUCUUUGACCAUGUCGAGCUUCAGGUCACAGAGGCAAACAUCCCUCACCUAAUGCCCCGACUGCUUCCCAAGGUCGCCUCGAUUCUAAGGAUGUACCAGAACGACCCCCAGGUCCUAUGUAAUUUGGCCCUCAAACUACUGCAACAGGCAACUCUGUCCCAGGUUCUCUCUCUCACUUCGGAAGAGGAUCUCGCCGGGGCUCUGCAAUCCCCCGCACCAUCGGCCAAUAUUCUUGCCAUGGAAAUCAUUGGCAAGGCGGCGGCAACCCCCGCCGAGGUUGCCAUUUUGUCUGUCUCGACGCCUCUAGUUACUGGAUUUCUUUCGUGUUGGCUCUCUUCACCAGAUGUGGGUGUUGGAGAGCGAGGGAUUAAAGUCUUGGAGGCACUGCUCGAAACAGACUGCCCAAUGCCUGGUAAUGAAAUCGGCGAUGGCGACAGGACGCAGCUAGCUAAAAAGAGAGCUCCUGGGCAUGGGAAGCUUUGGCGUCGACUGUUCCAAGACAAGGAUGUCUUUAGCUUGUUGAUAGAGCUUCUCGAGGGACGGCAUUUUAACAGCACUACUCAGCCACAACAGCAGAGUCUGGCACAUGGUCGGAUUCUACGCCUAGUCCCCACUCUGGCACGCAUCAACCUCGCUGGCAUCACGCAAUGUGGCUUCCCAGAGUUACUCCCAAAAGGAAGGAGAGCCGUUGGUCAGACGGCCGGACCAGACAGCCUACUCCACUAUGUCACGCUACGUAUGGUGGACAUGGAGGACCCGCUAAUGAGACUCUCACUUGUCGAUUUUAUUGAGACGCUGGUGCUAGAGCUGAGAUCAUCCGAGUACUCGCCAGCAAAGGUAGAGACGGUACGCGGUCUUUUGAGGGAUGCUACGGCCCUAGAUCAUUCGUUGACGGAGACGCUGCGGACGCUACCAAAUAGAACCGAGGAAGCCGAUGCGAUGAUGGAUUGGGUCAAUGAGAUUUUGCCUGCCUCUGCUACGAGAGUGCAGUGAUUUUGGUGUUGAGACGGGAAAGACAAAAAAAGAAAUGAUCAGCGGAUGCUAUUGAUACCUCCAUGGCCUGUAAAAUAGCGUCUAGCAGACUGAUUGGCGCCCAUGAGGCAAAUUAGAAGAGCUCUCCAUAUCUAGUGGCAGCUUGUGGGCAGUGAUGCUCUGUUUGCGUGCGGAUCCGAGCUGUGGGCAAGAGUAUGCCGGCAUGCCUUUGAUGUAUUCCAUGCCCUUUUUGGGCUUUUCCUCGGACUCUUGGCUGCAGUGCAGUGUGUUUUUGCCUCUUGCUUGGUUACAUAACAGCAAAAAAACAGUCUAACCACAAGAUGUCCG
Messenger RNA from Pyricularia grisea, 1645 nucleotides. RefSeq lists its product as uncharacterized. Bases 239 to 1318 code for a protein of 359 amino acids. NCBI's taxonomy places the organism in Eukaryota, Fungi, Ascomycota, Sordariomycetes, Magnaporthales, Pyriculariaceae. The record is from RefSeq and is a predicted model, not a curated record. The transcript has 2 exons.